AUCCCCGCCGCCCGCGACCCGGGCCAGGGCCAGGGCUCCGCCUGCCCGCUGGGGGCCCGCGACGGCCCCGACCGCCAGCUCCACAGCGACGUGGUGGUGGUGACCCCGGCGCCGCUCAACCUGGACCCCCGCGUCUCCAUCUACAGCAUCCGCAGACCUCUGCUGAGCCGCAGCAACCUUCAGGGCAGGGUCUAUAACUUUCUGGAGAGACCCACGGGCUGGAAGUGCUUUGUCUACCACUUCACCGUUUUCCUUAUAGUGUUGAUCUGCCUUAUAUUCAGCGUGCUUUCUACAAUUGAACAGUAUGCAGCUCUGGCCACAGGGACAUUAUUUUGGAUGGAAAUUGUAUUAGUGGUGUUUUUUGGAACAGAGUAUGUCGUUCGUCUGUGGUCAGCAGGAUGUCGUAGUAAAUAUGUUGGAAUAUGGGGAAGGCUCCGUUUUGCCAGGAAGCCUAUUUCGAUCAUUGAUUUAAUUGUAGUUGUUGCUUCAAUGAUAGUUCUUUGCGUGGGCUCUAAAGGUCAAGUGUUUGCAACCUCAGCUAUCAGGGGUAUCCGUUUUCUGCAGAUCCUGCGAAUGCUGCAUGUUGAUCGUCAGGGUGGCACAUGGAGACUGUUGGGAUCAGUUGUUUUUAUACAUAGACAAGAGCUGAUAACCACAUUAUACAUUGGAUUUCUGGGCCUGAUCUUUUCCUCUUAUUUUGUGUAUCUGGCUGAAAAAGAUGCUGUGAAUGACACAGGAGAAAUAGACUUUGGCAGCUAUGCGGAUGCCCUAUGGUGGGGAGUUGUGACUGUUACGACUAUUGGUUAUGGGGAUAAGGUGCCUCAGACUUGGAUAGGAAAGACCAUUGCUUCUUGUUUUUCAGUUUUUGCUAUUUCAUUCUUUGCCCUUCCUGCGGGAAUUCUCGGUUCAGGUUUUGCCCUAAAGGUGCAACAGAAACAAAGGCAGAAGCACUUUAACCGUCAAAUUCCAGCCGCUGCCUCCCUCAUUCAGACUGCGUGGAGGUGUUAUGCAGCAGAAAACCCAGAUUCUUCUACGUGGAAAAUAUACAUAAGAAAACCUGCUAGGAACUAUCAUUUGAUGUCACCAAGUCCAAAACCAAAGAAAUCUGUAAUGGUAUCGGUGAAAAAGAAGAAGUUUAAGCUAGAGAAGGACAAUGGACCAUCUUCCCCUGAUAAAAUAUUAACUGUACCACACAUCACUUAUGACCAUGUGAUGGAUGACAGGAAAUCUGACUUUAGUAUUGAUGCAUAUGACAGUUCUGACCGUCAGCAUUCCUGGGCAUCACUUUCUGCAGAGCAACAGUCCUCCAGUGCUCCUUCUUCUCCAGUGAAAAAAAGUCCUGGGUUCUUAGAUGUGAACACAGGACCCUUCAUCAGGACCAACAGCUUUGCAGAUGAGCUUGACCUGGAGGGUGAGACAUUGCUGACCCCAAUAACUCACAUCUCACAGCUGCGAGAACACCACCGUGCUGCCAUUAAGGUGAUACGUAGGAUGCAGUAUUUUGUGGCAAAGAAAAAAUUUCAGCAAGCAAGAAAACCAUAUGAUGUACGAGAUGUUAUUGAACAGUAUUCUCAGGGGCAUCUCAACUUGAUGGUGCGAAUCAAAGAGUUACAGCGAAGGCUCGACCAAUCUAUAGGGAAGCCAUCUCUCUUUAUUUCUGUCUCAGAAAAAAGCAAGGAUCGAGGGAAUAACACAGUUGGUGCCAGGUUGAACAGAGUGGAAGACAAGGUAACACAAAUGGACCAGAAGCUGAACCUCAUCACAGAUAUGCUGCAGCAUCUAGUUUCCAGUCAGCAGGGAGGCCAAGGCAGCAACAGAUCAUCUCAAAGAAGCAAUGCUGUUAAUCCAGAUAUCUUCCUCCCUAACAACACUCUCCCAACCUAUGAACAACUGACAGUACCAAGAAGAGUCCAAGAUGAUAUAUCAUGAUAUAGUUUUUCCCCUCACCCUGCCUCUUUUUCCCUUGUGGAACUGAAGGUUGUGAAUCUGGAAGGUAUUAAGCUCAGCAGCCAUAUGAAAGUAUACAUGACUACUGUACCGAGCUAACACACCUUAAAGCCUCUGUGGUGUGUUGUUUUAACAUAGUACAUUCUUAAGUUCCAUUUUUAUGUUAUUCAAGAACAAUAGAGUAUGAUUUAUUGUUGCUCAGAAAGACCAAAACUACAUAUAACACAGGCAGAAUGGCAAGGAAUUUGUGUUUCCUUUUCAGAAAAGAAAUAAUAAUACUUGAACUUAGUAAUAUGUACAUUCUGUUUAUGAAUCUGCUGAUAGCAAUAGAGUUUGCUAGUUAGAUUUUUCAAGAUCGGGUAAUUUAUGUUGGGUUUCUUGUAUAAACAUAUCGCUAACGUUCUAGAGAAUGACAAACCACACACUGAAUGAUUUUCCUUUUUUCUGUUUCCAUUUUAGGUUGUUACAUAAACAUUUAUCUGAUAUUGACUAGAUUUUUUUUUUAAUCUGUUUUUCUUCAGGGAAGAACUAAUGCUUAAUCUGGGACAAUAUUAUUUAUAGAGGGAGGUGCUGUAGAUUUCUUUUUGAGAAAUGAAUUUUUGUUAGGGACGAAAAAUACUGAACAGACAAAAGGAAUUAUUUUGCUUUCUAGAAAAUAGCUGCCAAAGAAUUUAUCAAUAAAUACCUAGCACUGUUAUCUGAAUGUGCUUGUCCAGAAAGUCUUGUAGAAAAGAAAGUUCACUGCUUUUAUAUUUUUCUAGAUCUAUUUUGUCCAGCUUUUUUUUCUUUAAUCUUUAACAAAAUGCAUGCAAAAAGUCUAAUGAAACUGGAUCUUGUUGGUCAGAUCACUGUACCUGCCAGUUUUUGAUCCUUCACAGUUCUCAUAGGAAGAGAGAUGCCAACUUAGGACAUCUUUUAAGUCUGUAUGGGGACUUAACGUUAAGCAUGGACUUAGGUGCUUUUCUGAACCAGGGUCUGAGGUCUCUUAGCUCAUUGCCCAGUAUCAUAAAGGCUCUAGUCCUUAUGUAAGGGACCAAGGGCCUGAGCUAAACCCAUUGAAGUAAAAGAUUUCCAUUGAUUUGCAUGGCCUUUGGCUCAAGCCCCAGAUCCUGCUCACUGUUCACGGGUACCCCUUCCUCAAGCCAGAGGGCCACAUUCUGCCAUCAUUUACGCCAUUGUAAAUCUCAGGUAACUUCACAGAAGUUAACAGAGUUACACUAUAUUUCUGUUUGUAAUAAUAAGCAGAAUUUGGCCUCACAUGACUACUCUCACAUACAAAAGUGAGCAGGAUUUGGAUUUAGAAGAAAUAAGCUGCAAUGCAUCCCUGUGUAAAAAAGGCAGAAGCACAAGGCCUGUGCACAAUUUGCACCCUACUUGAGGAUUUCAAUGGGAGUGGUGCAAUUUGCUCUCUCCACACCAGCAAGGCAUUUUAUCCUGAAUGUAAAGGAAAGGGAGUGAUUGAAUACUAGAGGUUGCCAAACAAAUUCUUAGCCCAAAUUACUAACCGGGUUAAUUGCUGGUAAAGGAAGCCGGUGAUGAGGGGAGUUCACUGACUUUGUUUCACUGCUUUAGUGAUAUAUGUAAAUAGCCAAGAUCUGAAUUUUUAGUUGGAAAGGAAUUGGACUUCACAAAUAAUGCUACAAAAUUGAUACCCUCUAUCCACAUAAUAUUACAUAGCAGCUCGCUUCACCACACUAACAUAUAACAGUAAUCAGAAAAACUGGUGUGCAUCAGACUGAGCUCACAGGGAAUCUUUUCAGAUUGUUGCUUAUAUUUACAGGUUUUGUUUUAAACAUUUCACAUAUCUCAGUUGGACUUUAGAGAAAAUCAUACUGUAUCUAUUUUACAGACUGUGGUAAAAUUAUUCAAUUUUGCUGCUGUAUGGUAGUUAAAUGUUAAGGGUGUCAAAAUUUACAGAUGUAAACAGGGAUUAUUUCUGGGCAUUAUGUUUCAUAGAAAUCAAAAAUAAUUCUGAUGACUUUUAAUCUGUUUUUAAUGAGAUUCACUUUGUAAUUUCAGGUUAAUAAUCUGCCUGUUAAUUUCCUAAUAAAAUAUAGGACA
This is a messenger RNA of Gavialis gangeticus (Gharial), 4008 nucleotides long. It is a transcript of the gene KCNQ1, whose product is annotated as potassium voltage-gated channel subfamily Q member 1. The record is from RefSeq and is a predicted model, not a curated record. Gene Ontology annotation, cellular component: voltage-gated potassium channel complex; membrane. The transcript has 17 exons. The annotation marks the transcript as partial. Lineage: Eukaryota; Metazoa; Chordata; Crocodylia; Gavialidae. Gene Ontology annotation, molecular function: voltage-gated potassium channel activity. Gene Ontology annotation, biological process: transmembrane transport; potassium ion transport.